Messenger RNA from Arxiozyma heterogenica, 2265 nucleotides. RefSeq names its product dolichyl-phosphate-mannose-protein mannosyltransferase PMT2 (gene PMT2). Gene Ontology annotation, cellular component: membrane; endoplasmic reticulum. NCBI's taxonomy places the organism in Eukaryota, Fungi, Ascomycota, Saccharomycetes, Saccharomycetales, Saccharomycetaceae. Bases 1 to 2265 code for a protein of 754 amino acids. The transcript has a single exon. Gene Ontology annotation, molecular function: dolichyl-phosphate-mannose-protein mannosyltransferase activity. The record is from RefSeq and is a predicted model, not a curated record. Gene Ontology annotation, biological process: protein O-linked glycosylation via mannose.
AUGAGUGCGACUACAGGGUUUGAUGGUAAUCGAAAUCAAGAAGCAGUUGAGUCAGAGCUAAGACAAAGGGAUAUACAAGAUGAUGGAUAUUUAACAGAUAAAUUAUCAUCGUUAGAUUCUGGGGAGAAUGAUGUAGAUGUACAAAAUAAUGAAGUGAGUGUACCAAAUAAGCAUUUCACCCUGUCCCAAUUGGAAUCAUAUAUCAUGCCAGUGAUUUUUACUGUAUUGGCAUUUUACAUUAGAAUGUAUAAGAUUGGUAUCAAUAAACACGUUGUUUGGGAUGAGGCCCAUUUUGGUAGUUUUGGUUCUCAAUAUUUAAAACACGAAUUCUAUCAUGAUGUUCAUCCUCCCCUAGGAAAAAUGCUUGUGGGAUUAUCCGGUUAUAUCUCAGGUUAUAAUGGUUCGUUUUCCUUUGAUUCUGGUACACCAUACCCAGAUUACGUCGAUUUUGUCAAGAUGCGUUUAUUUAAUGCAACUUUUUCUGCGUUAUGUGUUCCUAUUGCAUAUUUUACAGCAAAGAGUAUUGGUUUCUCUGUUCCAGCUACUUGGUUUCUAACUGUUCUGGUUUUGUUUGAAAAUUCCUAUACAACUUUAGGUAAAUUUAUUUUAUUGGACUCAAUGCUACUUUUCUUCACGGUCACCUCAUUCUUUUGUUUGGUUAGAUUCCACAACGAAAGAUCCAAUCCAUUUUCUAUCAAGUGGUGGAAAUGGCUGAUCUUGACCGGGUUGAAUCUUGGUUGUACUAUCUCUGUUAAAAUGGUCGGUCUAUUCAUCAUCACAGUCGUUGGUAUUUAUACAGUUGUGGAGUUAUGGAAUUGGCUAGGUGAUAAAUCAAUGUCUUGGAAAACCUAUUUAAGUCAUUGGAUGGCUAGAAUUAUUGGUUUGAUUAUCGUGCCCGUUGCAGUAUUCAUGGCAUCGUUUUAUGUUCACUUCAUGUUAUUGACACAUGAUGGUCAAGGUUCAGGCGUUAUGCCAUCUUUAUUUCAAGCUUCUUUGAUCAAUAGUACUGUCGGGCAGGGUCCUCGUGACGUAGUCAUUGGUUCUUAUAUCACUUUGAAGAAUUCAGGGGUAGGGGGUACAUUAUUACAUUCUCAUCCAUCUAUUUUCCCAGAAGGUUCUAGACAACAACAGAUAACAGGUUAUACACAUCAUGAUAGUAAUAAUGACUGGUUUUUUGACAGAGUCAGAGAGCUAUCACCAUUUGAUUUCGACAGUGAAGAAUACGACCCAGAAUUUAUUGUGGAUGGUAAGAUUUAUAGAUUGGUUCAUAAUAACACUGGAAGAAAUCUGCAUUCUCAUGAUAUACCAGCCCCUGUGACUAAUAUUGCUUGGGAAGUCUCUGGUUAUGGGAAUACUACAAUUGGUGAUGAGAAGGAUUAUUGGAGGGUGGAGAUUGUUAACCAGUAUGGUAAUGAAAAUAAGUCAACAAUACAUACGCUAACAACAUCAUUCCGUUUAAAAAACAUUGUUAUGGAUUGUUAUUUAGCUCAGUCUAAACAUAAUUUACCAGAAUGGGGGUUUAUGCAAAAAGAGAUUAUAUGUGCUAGAAAUCCAUCCAAGAAUGAUAGAAGUACAUGGUGGACUGUUGAAUCACAUGUUAACGAGAGGUUACCACCAAAACCAAAAGAUUUUGAGUUUCCAUCUAUCAGUUUUCUACAGAAGUUUAUUCAUUUGAAUCUUGCCAUGAUGGCCACUAAUAAUGCUUUGGUGCCUGAUGAUGAUAAAUAUGAUCCAAUUGCUUCAUCUGCCUGGCAAUGGCCAACUUUAUAUUUAGGGUUAAGGAUAUGUUCUUGGGCAGACGAAUUUCCUAAAUAUUUCUUAAUGGGUACACCAGUAUCAACAUGGGCCUCUACAGUAUCAGUUAUUUUAUUUAUGAUUUAUGUGGUUGUUCUUUUGUUAAGAUGGCAAAGGCAAUAUAACGAUUUAUCUAAUAAAAAAGAUUUGAAUCUUUUCUUGAUGGGUGGAUUUUAUCCAUUAUUAGCAUGGGGUACCCAUUAUGUGCCUUUUGUCAUUAUGUCAAGAGUCACUUAUGUCCACCAUUACCUUCCAGCGCUAUAUUUCUCAUUGAUUAUUUUAACAUAUGUGUUUGAAGCUACGUUAAACAAAUUAGCUAUGAAAAGAUACAUUGUCCGUUGGAUCAUUUACUUAAUUGCUAUGGCCUGUGUCAUAUCUUGCUUCAUAUACUUUGCUCCAGUAUCAUAUGGUAUGACCGGUUCUGCAAUUAAUUACAAAUAUUUGAGAUGGAUUAAGACCUGGAAUAUAUGA